AUGCCGGCUGCCCUGUUCUGUUCCAGCGCGGUGACGGCCCUCAGCUUCUCGGCGGACCGGCCCAACCUGCUGGCCGCGGCCGUGCAGGCGGGCCACGUGUACGUGGUGGACGUGUCGCUGCACGUGGAGGACGCGCGCGCCGUCCGCCGCCUGCAGAGCGGCAAGGCGCCCACGGCCUUCGCGCCCGUGUGGGACGUGCAGUGGUUCACGUACACGGACUUCGUGGCGAGCGCCGAGGAGGUGCUGGCCGUGGGCGACGACGGCUGGGUGUGCAAGUGGAACCUGGACCGCGACUGGGAGUCGUACCCGCUGUGCCGCGUGCAGCACUACCCGGAGCCCGGCCGGUCCAGCCCCAAGGCGGCCAAGGGCGUGGCCGACCCCGGGGCGUGCGAGCCGCGCGUGCUGUCGGCGCUGUGCGUGGCGCUGCUGCCCGGCACGCGCUACCUGGUCGCCACCAAGGAGGGCGUGGUGGCCGAGUGCCACGUGCACCGCCGCUCCAGCCGGCCCGUGCUCAGCGCCGCGCACGCCGGCCCCAUCUACGCCAUCCGGCGGUCGCCCUUCUGCGGCAACCUGUACCUGACGGCGGGCGCGGACUGGACGGCGUGCCUGUGGCUGCGCGGCUGGGAGGAGCCGCUGGUCAAGCUGUGCAGCCCGCAGAACGCCGCCGUGGAGUCCGCGGCCUGGUCGCCGUGCCACGCCACGCUGCUGGCCACCGCGUCGGGCAAGGAGCUGCAGGUGUGGGACAUCGCGCGGCGCGCCGCCUCCGCGCGCCCCGUGGCCGUGGUGGUCAACGAGCGUGCCCAGAGGUUCACCCGCGUCGACUGGGCGCGCGACGGGCUGAGCCUGGUGUCGGGGGACCGCGCCGGCCACGUCUGGGUGCACCACCUCGGCGACCUGCCGCACCGGCCCCGCCUGCCCAGGGAGGCCCUGGUCGCCGCGCUCAGCGUGCUCGUGCCGCCACACCGCAGGCCCCUGCUCCGGGAGAAGCUCCUCUGCGACGACUGA
Messenger RNA from Thrips palmi, 1005 nucleotides. Its product is annotated as WD repeat-containing protein 78-like. The coding region runs from base 1 to 1005 and encodes 334 amino acids. NCBI's taxonomy places the organism in Eukaryota, Metazoa, Arthropoda, Insecta, Thysanoptera, Thripidae. Gene Ontology annotation, cellular component: axonemal dynein complex. Gene Ontology annotation, molecular function: dynein light chain binding; dynein heavy chain binding. Gene Ontology annotation, biological process: cilium movement. The transcript has a single exon. The record is from RefSeq and is a predicted model, not a curated record.